Procambarus clarkii (red swamp crayfish) is the source of this 4046-nucleotide messenger RNA. Lineage: Eukaryota; Metazoa; Arthropoda; Malacostraca; Decapoda; Cambaridae. The record is from RefSeq and is a predicted model, not a curated record.
CCGGCAUCCAUGGCUCACUCGCCAGCACAAGCUAAGAGAGUGCGCACACUCCUGUCUCCCAGCGCACUCCUGCUGCUCCCACUACGGGAGGUGUCGGCGUGUGUGUAUAGCGUGCAACCCAUUGAAAGUUUAUAAUGUGCGUUCGUUACGCAGCGGCAGUGUUGAGUGUGCGUGUGUGCAGCUGCCAGUGUUGCGUGUAUACUGCAGACAGUGUUACAAGUGUCCUGCAAACAGUGUUGUGACCGUAGGAGUAGUGUUUACACCUGGCGCGUAUGAGCUACUGGAGCCAGUUGUCUCAGGCAUUAAGGUGACCCGUGUUCAAUGUCCAGUCAAAACAUCCGAAGGACGUGUAGUGUGAGCGCCUCGACGUAGCCCUGAGGCAGUGACGCCAAAAUAAUUAUAUAUUGUUUUCUCUGGUCGCUCCCGUGUUCACAUCUCGCCCUCAAAUCAACACAACCGAAGAUUGAGUUCAAGGAGAGGAAGGCAUCGGGUGGAGGAGCGGCAGGUUCAGCAGUAAAUGAAUGUGGGUCAUUUGUUUUUAGCAGUGUUUGUGUGGUGGCCUCCCUCAGGUGCCACGACGAGGGACAAGACGCCAGUGGGUGGAAUGAGAGAGAUAUUGGCUAGUGCGGCCGCAACGGACACACCCGGAGUGAGGCGGGCAAUAUCGCCGGAGCGCCACAGGGAGAUUAUCCUCUUGUUAACUUUACCGAUCCUGCCAUCCCGUGGCGGCGUGGGAUGCGUGGCCCUAGUUACCACCCUUCGCCUUGUAUCACCCUUGUAGCCCAUGUCGUCUUGGGGCGGCGCCCCUCUCGCGACCUUCCCUGAGCGACCUUGGACCAGCCUCCGUGCGCAGGUGACGCGACUGCUGGAGGUAGUUCGCGCCUUCAUCACUGCCAAAAAGGACCGCUUGGCUGCGGUCGCCCGCGCUACCCAGAACGCUAUACUAAGCCUCCCCAUCUUCAAGUCAGUGGCCCAUUGCUCUCACCCACUAGAUCAGCGAAUUACUCAUCAGGAUCUUCACGUUGUUGACCUUUUUUCCGGAAACGGGUCCAUUUCGAAGAAGAAAGCAAGGCGUGUUUUUAACAUUAACAGUAAUAAACGAGUCAGACUGAGGAACAUCCUGUUCGUGAACAUCAUGGAGGAGGAACGCAUGAGCUUCGUGUACAUGUUCUGUUCCUUCGUACCUCUAGCUCUCCUGGGACUCUUGCUAGAGGCAGCCGUCUUCCUGUUCUCUGCUGUUGUCCAGUUCAAGAGGAUGUUAAACAAGGAACUAAGUCACUUCUCAGAGUCCAGCAAAUCCGGCAACCAGAUUUCUGAGUACAUCUGCACGACCUUUCUUGACCAGCAACAAGAUUUGGACAUCCCAAGCCUCCGGGUUGAUGAUGGCGAACGACCCAAGAAAAAGGAACGGACUGUGUCUGGUGGCGGGCUGGUGGGAGGCCAGAUGCCAAUGUCGAUGAUGGCGCCAAUCCCCACCACCACGUCUGCCAUCACCACCACCGCACACAAGGAGGUUUCCAUGUCCCACAUCCAGGGGGUGAAGAAGCCGCUCCUCCACGCCAACUCCUUCACUGGCGAUAGACCCCCCAAGUACGGCGUUGACACCCACCACGAGGACGAUCUGGGCAAAAUUCUAGAGGAUGUAGAUAAAUGGGGCAUAGACAUCUACAGGAUAUCAGAGCUCUCCAACAGAAAACCUUUAACAACUGUAACAUACACAAUUUUCACGGAACGUGAUUUGUUGAAGACGUUCAAAAUUCCGCCCAAGACUUUCGUAGCAUUCAUGAUGACACUGGAAGAUCAUUACCUCAAGGAAGUUCCUUAUCACAACUCGCUACAUGCUGCUGAUGUCACACAGUCCACACACGUCCUCCUAAACUCCCCAGCUCUCGAGUCGGUAUUUACCAACUUGGAAAUUUUGGCAGCCAUAUUUGCUGCUGCUAUUCAUGACGUGGACCACCCUGGCCUCACAAAUCAGUACCUGAUCAAUUCCUCCUCAGAGCUUGCUCUCAUGUAUAAUGACGAGUCAGUUCUAGAGAACCACCACUUGGCUGUAGCCUUCAAGCUCUUGCAAAAUGAGGAUUGUGAUAUAUUUGCCAAUCUGAGUAAAAAACAACGGCAAACACUUCGCAAGAUGGUGAUUGACAUGGUGUUGGCCACUGAUAUGAGCAAGCACAUGAGUCUUCUUGCAGAUCUCAAAACUAUGGUGGAAACGAAGAAAGUCGCAGGCUCAGGCGUUCUUCUUCUUGAUAAUUACACCGACCGAAUACAGGUGCUACAAAACAUGGUGCACUGUGCUGACCUGAGCAACCCCACCAAACCCUUAGAAUUGUACAAAAAUUGGGUAUCAUCUAUUAUGGAAGAAUUCUUCCAGCAAGGUGAUCGGGAGAGAGAUCAGGGCAUGGAUAUCUCGCCCAUGUGUGACAGACAUUCUGCCACAAUUGAGAAGUCACAGGUUGGCUUCAUUGAUUACAUUGUCCACCCACUGUGGGAAACUUGGGCAGACUUAGUUCAUCCAGAUGCACAAGACAUCCUUGACACUCUAGAAGAGAACCGUGAUUGGUAUCAGAGCAUGAUUCCCAUCUCUCCAUCUUCAUCAUCUAAUGACCUUAAGGAAGAGGAAUACCAGGGUGAUAACUCGCAAGAUGUGCCUGAGGAAGAACUCUGUGCUGCUGCAGACAGAAUCCAGAUCCAGUUUACGUUAGAUGAUGAAGGAAGUGGAAAACGAGCACCGCCGGAUGAUGCUCAGGGUGAGGACCCUACAAUGUGACCAUUGGUAGCGUCCUACUGCACCAAACUAAAGCGUAAAGUGAUGAGGUGGCUGCACCUCAAGUGACCAACCCUACAGGAGGUGGGAACUAUGUUUACCCUCAUCCCCCUCCGUGCUAGUGGCCUCAUCUUCAACUUUUACCUUCGUACCUCAUGUUCUGAGAUUUCUUUAAUUGCCAGGUGGACACUUACCAUCUGGCAAGCACCAGAGCCAGAAUUGCAAUUUAGUGGAAAGUGUAUGUUGUGCAGACACUUGGGUGUUUUUGUUAGUGCAACUCCCUUGUGAGCCAAGUGUGCGUUUUGCCACGUGUCCAGUGCGCCGCGCCCUGCAGGUUCAGGGAUGCUCGCGUGGGUUUGUCUGAGCUCCCAAAGACUGGUGUGCUGCUGUUCGCCCAGCCUCAGCUGACCCAUCCUUGCCUAGUGUGAUCAAUAUUUUCUUGUAAUAGUGGUGGAGAUGUAGGUCACAACAGUGAACAGUGCCAAAUUGUUCCUUUUAAAUGCGGACCCUAAGAAUGAAUUAUGUUUAUCACAAUAAGUGAGCACAAGUUUGGGAGGUUGUUUUGUGAGGACUGAUCAGGCGAGGUUUUGUGUGGUACAUAUCAGAUAGAGGCAUUGAUAAUGGGCACAUACUUGGUGCUCACAUCAUAAUUUUGAGUGUAAGGCAUUACAAGCUCUUUCAUCAAACAGGUUUAUUCUUCAUUUAACCUGACGGGGUUCUCUGCACUUCAUUUCCAAAGCAGUCACGCUAUCACAGAAGCCAAAGAUAAUUUAUUGCUUCACAUUUGUGGUGGGGAUUUUGGUCACCACUGUGACAUCUGAGCUGCUGCUGCAUGGUACAAAGCCUGAGCAUUUGCACAGUAGCGGAGGGGUCAGUGGAUCCUGUCAGGUAUAAUGUCCAUUGUGACAUGAUCAGUCAUAAAAUAAAAAUGUAUAUGGUUUUAGACAAAUUUAAUUUGCCAUUCUAUAAGUGAAAAUUAACACAUUGGAUCUUUGUCAUUUCUAGUUAUGCCAAUUUCAUGCAGGACUCAUGAGUACAGUAGUUUUAUUUUGUGGUGUAACUUUUCAGGUUUUAAUCCUUUAGAUGACUUAUUUUGACACUGUCAUAGAUGUGGACAAACUUUAUGUAUGUUUUUUUUAAUAAACUUUUGAAAUAGGUAGACUCGUAGUAAUUUCCCAUGUGAUAAGAGUAUUGAGAACAUAGUAUGCAUCAUGUUGUAUUCCAUCAGCUGCUUCAUGUCAGGUCAUCGGCCAAACUCUUGAAUCAGGGCUUGAGACUU